AUGGAAGCACCACAAGCUUCCAGAAGCCUAAAAGCCACCGUCCCCAGCCUGGUGACACUCCCCUCGGAACUCCAUAUCCAACUGAGUUCCUACCUUUGCUAUCCAGAUGCUUUAGCGUUGAAACACAGCAGCCGCCAAUUCUACUACUUGGUGUAUACUGGUGUACGCCUGAAAGUCGACUGGCUGGUCGAAAGAUUCGAGCGCAGGCUCGAAUGCCCUAUGGAGAAGUGCUCAUUCAUCACCGACGAAUCUUUUUGCAAUGGGCGUGUCCGCCGGAUCAUGGAGCGCCGUCGGUGGCAUCAUGAGUGCCGUCGAGUGAAGGGUGGGUGUAUGGUCGUCUAUGGAACGACCUGUCGCACAGGCUUUAUGCCUGUCUGGGUUGGAAUCAAAGCACAGGCAAGGAGGAAAGCGGCUAGGAUCGUGGGAAGCUGGGGGCAGGAAGCACUCUUGAUGAGUCUGAUUACUGUUUUCCUGCAGAUUCUGUGGUAUCUUUUCCAGAGAGUUCGAUCCCUCGACAAUGAGGGAAUUCCACGGCUGCUCAUUGAGUAG
Penicillium paradoxum is the source of this 549-nucleotide messenger RNA. RefSeq lists its product as uncharacterized. The record is from RefSeq and is a predicted model, not a curated record. The transcript has 3 exons. Bases 1 to 549 code for a protein of 182 amino acids. Lineage: Eukaryota; Fungi; Ascomycota; Eurotiomycetes; Eurotiales; Aspergillaceae.